GCGUGGCCAGGCAACGCCGGCCUCACCCAUAUCCGCGACGAGAUUCCCAAGGAAGCUGCAUUUCUGCUUUUCGGCCCCCCACUAGGAAGAAAAGCGCGAGAAACAAAGCCGCCGCCGCCUCCAGUUCCGCGCCAGGCACUUUGUAGGCAGCGAUGGCUCUGCAGCGGACCUGGCCCUUGCUUCUGCUCCUGGUGCUGACCCUGCUGGGGUUAGGGCUGGUGCGGCCCUCCUACGGCCAGAACCAAAUGUACCAGCGGUUCCUUCGGCAGCACGUUGACCCUCAGGGGACAGGCGGCAAUGACAACUACUGCAACUUGAUGAUGCAGAGGCGGAAGAUGACUUCUCGUCAGUGCAAACACUUCAACACCUUCAUCCACGAAGACAUCUGGAACAUUCGCAGCAUCUGCAGUACCACCAGCAUCCCGUGCAAGAAUGGCAGGAUGAACUGUCACGAGGGCGUGGUGAAGGUCACCGACUGCAGAGAGACAGGGGGCUCUAGGUUUCCCAACUGCAGGUACAGGGCAGGUGCCAGCACCAGGCGUGUCGUCAUCGCCUGUGAGGGUAGCCCAGAGGUCCCUGUGCACUUUGACAGAUAGAUGCCAUCCCACAGCUGCUCCAGACAGUGACUGGGGGUUGGCCCCGGAGUCGGUGAGGAUAGCAAGGAGCGAUGUGUCUAUCGGAAGGCCUCGGGCUUUGAUUCCGCUGCCCGUGCCUUCCAGCCAUGUAUUCCCGCUAUAACCCAUUGUAUUAAGCGCUUCUUGUCCGGAGAAGGCAACCUCUCCUGGUAGCCGGGCUCUCCCAGAUUCUGUCAUCUGGAACUUAUGCAUUCCAUGUAUUUACACAGUAUUUCAGCUAUUACAAAGUGCCUUUCCGUCCAAGCUGUCUCUGCUACUUUAUUCGGAAGCCUGGAGUUAAAGGGUUUGAAGACCAUGAAAACAGUAGAAGAUCUCAGGCUACAUCCAACCGAACAGGAACUCACACAGGCCCUUACCUACUUCAUUAUGUGUGUUUUCUGUUAUUCCUAAAUGUCACCCUUAAGAAAACCACUAAGAAUUUGGGGGGGGAAUAAUUUGGAAAUAACUUGCUGGCAAAAUGGGAGCUUUGAGCCUGGCGGUGGUGGCGCACGCCUUUAAUCCCAGCACUCGGGAGGCAGAGGCAGACGGAUCUCUGUGAGUUCGAGGCUGGGCUGGACCAACAGCCUCCAAAACAAUACAGAGAAACCCUGUCUCGUAAAACCAAAAAAGAAAAAGAAAAAAAAAUGGGAGCUUUGAGUUACUUGGCAUUAUUAUGGUUUGCUGCUACUAAGCUUUUAAAAAAGCUAUAUCAAAAAAUGUAGUAGAUUACCGAGAUUCUUUUACCCCCUUUAGCUGAAAGAUUUUCCGCCUUUUCAUUAUAAUAAAAAGCUGUCUGUUGAA
This is a messenger RNA of Mesocricetus auratus (golden hamster), 1415 nucleotides long. It is a transcript of the gene Rnase4, whose product is annotated as ribonuclease A family member 4. Lineage: Eukaryota; Metazoa; Chordata; Mammalia; Rodentia; Cricetidae. Gene Ontology annotation, molecular function: nucleic acid binding; RNA nuclease activity. Bases 153 to 596 code for a protein of 147 amino acids. The transcript has 2 exons. The record is from RefSeq and is a predicted model, not a curated record.